Molecule: messenger RNA, 574 nt
Organism: Misgurnus anguillicaudatus (oriental weatherfish)
Lineage: Eukaryota; Metazoa; Chordata; Actinopteri; Cypriniformes; Cobitidae
Gene: c5h22orf39
Product: chromosome 5 C22orf39 homolog
Source: RefSeq, a predicted model, not a curated record
CAAAAUACUAUAGAAAUAACACAGACGUUAAACUUAAAUUUCAACAGAGUCAGAUUAUAGUUUGAUAAUAAAUGUAGUAGUGAGGUCAGUGUGAGGUUAUUUAUUAAAGUCAGUAGAUGGCAGUGGUGUAACGUUAUAUCCAGCGCACUCCAACAGAAGACAUCAAAGAAGAGAGAUGAGUAUGGACGGGUCACAGGCAUGGUGGAGGCCACCACGUGCUUGUGAAGUCUACUGGAGUGAAUUCAAGCACUGUAAGAGUCUAAUGAACAGAUUUCAUCAGUACUACACACAUGGCAAUGCUCCAGACUGUCAGCAGUGGAAAGAGGAUUUUAACUCCUGUAAAGAGUGGGAAAAAAACCAAAGCGCACAUUUUAGGGAAUCUCUUCAGCAGAGCGAGAGGAAGCGUGUGGCCGAGCAGAAGAAGUUCUCUCCAGUCUGGGAGCUCCGUCAGACUCCUCCAGCUGACUGGCAUCUGCCACUCAACCAGGGCAAACCACAGGACUCUUAAACACACAGUGCAGAUUACAUCAGACUAUGGAUGAUUGUCAUAUACAAUAAAUCCAUGAAGAAAGUU